AUUGUGCAGGAGUAUGAAAGGGCCGUGAUUUUUCGAUUGGGUCGUAUUGUGGACAAGAAACCAAAAGGACCUGGAAUUUUCUUUGUGCUGCCGUGUACUGAUACAUUCAGGAAGGUGGACUUGAGAACUGUUACAUUUGAUAUUCCUGCUCAAGAGUUCCUGACGAAGGACUCUGUGACUGUGAGUGUGGACGGUGUGGUGUACUUCCGUGUCUUUGACCCGAUCUGUUCCGUGGUCAACGUGUCCAACGCAGACCACGCGACACGGCUGUUGGCACAGACCACCCUGAGAAAUGUCCUGGGCACAAAGAACCUUUCUGAGCUGCUGUCUGACCGAGAGGGCAUCUCAUCUAGCAUGCAGAUUGCCUUGGACGAGGCCACUGGCGUGUGGGGCAUUAAAGUGGAGCGAGUGGAGAUAAAGGACGUUAAACUGCCGAUCCAGCUCCAGAGAGCCAUGGCUGCAGAGGCUGAAGCAACUCGAGAAGCCCGUGCCAAGGUGAUUGCAGCUGAGGGCGAGAUGAACGCCUCGCGGGCCCUGAAGGAAGCGUCUCUGGUGAUGUCCGAGUCUCCAUCAGCUCUUCAGCUGCGAUACCUCCAGACUCUAAACACGAUCGCAGCCGAAAGAAACUCCACCAUCAUCUUCCCCUUGCCCAUUGAUAUCAUUCAGCAUUUCAUGUCGAAAAACUAUUGAUGAAUCCAGAUUGUGCUCUUCGAUAAUGUGUUUGUGUUCUUAGAAAGUUGUGUAACAUAUCCAUUUAAUUAACUGGUGAAAUUUAUCCAGACUCUUCAACAGACCUCAGAAGUCUCGCAGCUGACUUUCAGCUCAUUUAAAAGUAGGAACAGGAUGCUUUUACAUGAUCUUUUUAAUAUUUAAACCCAAAGUGCAAUAAAGUGCAACAUAAUCAUCGCAACAGUGAUAGCUACACUAACAAGGUUUGAAUCAAACAAAUGACUGCAUAUCAUCUCACAGCGUUAAGACAUGCUUUUCCAAUAACGUGUUGUAACAUAGAUCACAUAAAGCUCAUAUAAGCUGUACAACACAAAUUAGGAGAAGA
Messenger RNA from Pimephales promelas (fathead minnow), 1054 nucleotides. It is a transcript of the gene stoml3a, whose product is annotated as stomatin (EPB72)-like 3a. The record is from RefSeq and is a predicted model, not a curated record. Gene Ontology annotation, cellular component: plasma membrane. NCBI's taxonomy places the organism in Eukaryota, Metazoa, Chordata, Actinopteri, Cypriniformes, Leuciscidae.